AUGGACGUGAGAGCGGACGACGACGAAGCCCCUCCAGACCCGGCGGCGCGAAAGUUCAAGCAUCAUGAUUACACUGAACAAGAUUUCGAAGGUCAUCGAGCACACACUGUGUUCGUGGGGGUACAUGUACCAGCACGUCGACACUCUCACCGCAAGCAUAAACACCACCAUCGCAACGACGAUAAGGAUGUCGAUAGACCUGUAACACCACCCGCUCAAAGGGUACAAUUUAUUCUCGGGGAAGACGUUGAUGAUGCUGCAUUCGAAUCCCAUCCACUAUUCUCAGAGAUGGAAGAACUAGUCAAAGACGGAGAUGAACUUGAAUGGAAAGAGACUGCGCGAUGGAUUAAGUUUGAAGAAGAUGUGGAAGAAGGUGGUAAUCGCUGGUCGAAACCACACGUCGCAACAUUGUCUUUACAUUCCCUCUUUGAACUCAGAAGUCUCAUUUUAAAUGGCGCAGUUAUAUUGGAUAUGGAUGCUAAUUCUUUAGAUCAAGUAGCUGAAAAUGUUUUGGAUCAUAUGGUAGGAGAUGGUUCUCUAGGUUACGACUGUAGAGAGAAAGUGAAAGAUGCCCUUUUAAGAAGACAUCGGCAUCAGCAUGAGAAACGCAAUCAUAACAACAUGUCAAAACUUCCUCUAAUUCGAUCAUUAGCGGACAUCGGAAGAAAUCAUUCUUCUUGCAAAAAUUUCCAGGAAACUGGUUCUCGACGUACAAGCGCGAGGAAUAGUAACAAUUCGUCACCUCAGACGGCAUUACUACAUGCGCCAGAUGCCAGAGGCUCUUAUCUAGCUGUCCCAGGUGGUGCUCCCGAUGAAUGUAUGGUAAAAAGCCCGAGUAAUAUUUCAAUGCAAAGAAAUCACAGCUCUAGUGAUCUCCCAAUUAAUGGUGAUAUUAAUCAUAAAAGCAACACGAAUUUUAUGCGCAAAAUACCACCCGGUGCAGAAGCAUCUAAUAUACUAGUCGGUGAAGUCGAUUUUCUCGAAAAGACGCUAUCAGCAUUCGUUAGGUUGAAGACAGGAACGAUCAUGGGAGAUCUUACCGAAGUACCUGUUCCCACACGAUUCAUGUUCGUUUUAUUAGGUCCGCCGAACAGUAACUCGAGCUUUCAUGAAAUCGGUCGAGCUAUGGCUACGCUUAUGUCUGAUGAAAUUUUUCAUGAAGUCGCAUACCGUGCCAAGAAAAGAGAUCAUUUACUAGCAGGAAUAGACGAGUUUCUUGACGCAGUAACAGUAUUACCCCCUGGUGAAUGGGAUCCUGCAAUCCGUAUUGAGCCACCAGCUGCAAUACCUUCACAAGAUAUUCGUAAAAGACCUAAUGAUAAUAUUCAAAAAGAAGAACCAGACGAAGAAGAAGAAGAACAAAGACAAAGGGAAGAAUCUGGUUUAGCUAGAACUGGAAGGUUAUUUGGAGGUUUAAUUAACGAUCUUAAAAGAAAAAAGCCAUGGUAUUGGUCUGAUUUCAAAGAUGCAUUUGCACUUCAAUGUGUAGCAUCAUGGAUAUUUUUAUAUUUUGCGUGCUUGUCACCGAUAAUUACGUUUGGAGGAUUGCUAGGAGAAGCAACUGGGAAAAACAUGGCUGCAAUGGAGUCACUCGUAUCUGGAUUUGUUUGUGGUAUGGGCUACGGUUUUUUCUCCGGACAACCAUUGACAAUUUUGGGAUCUACCGGUCCAGUAUUAGUAUUCGAGACUAUUGUGUUUGAAUUUUGCAAACAGAUUGGCUGGAAUUAUAUGUCUUUUAGAUUCUGCAUUGGUACCUGGACUACCAUAAUAUUGAUUACUUUAGUCGCAAUCGAUGCCAGUGCUUUUGUUUGCUAUAUAACACGAUUUACUGAAGAAAAUUUUGCGACGCUUAUAGCGUUUAUUUUUAUUUACAAGGCUGUGGAAAAUGUUAUAUCUAUUGGUAAAAAGUUUCCGCUGAGGACGCACGCUGCAGAAAUUCUUAAUUAUGAAUGUUACUGUUUACCAAGUAAUUAUUCCAAAGUUCCAGAGCAGUUUAAUUGGACGACCGUUGAAAAAGAAUCUUGCCAGUUAUACAAUGGAACCUUGACCGGUGCUGGAUGCGAAACGAAAGUAUAUGUUCCAGAUGUUUUUCUGAUGUCAAUAAUAUUAUUCCUGGGUACAUUUACAAUUUCGAUAAUAUUAAAAGAUUUCAAAAAUUCUCUAUUCUUUCCAUCUAAGGUGCGGCAAAUUAUAAGCGACUUUUCGGUAAUUAUAGCGAUUUUGUCAAUGUCCUUCUUGGAUUAUAAAGUCGGAGUAAAAACGCCAAAGCUUGAAGUACCAUCAGAGUUUAAACCAACAUUGCCAACCAGAAAUUGGGUCAUUACCCCAUUCAAUGGCAAUCCCAUUUGGUCUGCUUUAGUAGCAAUUUUGCCUGCACUUUUGGGUACAAUUCUGAUAUUUAUGGAUCAACAAAUAACAGCAGUAAUUGUUAACCGAAAAGAGAACAAACUGAAGAAGGGAUGUGGAUACCAUUUGGAUCUCUUUGUACUCGCUAUUCUGAUACAAAUUUGCUCAGUAAUGGGUCUACCAUGGUUUGUGGCUGCUACCGUUCUCAGUAUCAAUCACGUUAAUUCACUGAAAGUUGAAUCAGAAUGUGCUGCGCCCGGUGAGAAACCCCAAUUCUUAGGAGUCAGAGAACAAAGAAUGACACACAUCAUGAUAUUCUUGACUAUCGGUUGUUCCGUAGUGUUGACACCAAUUUUAAGACAUAUACCCAUGCCUGUACUUUUUGGAGUAUUUCUGUAUAUGGGUGUCGCAUCAUUGAAAGGUUUACAAUUCUUCGAUAGGAUCUUAAUAAUGUUUAUGCCUCAGAAGUAUCAACCGGAUCACAUGUUCCUUAGACAGGUCCCAAUUCGUCGGGUGCAUUUAUUCACGGCCAUACAAUUAACGUGCUUGGUAUGCCUUUGGGUGAUAAAGUCGUUCUCAAUGACGUCUAUAUUAUUCCCAUUGAUGCUUGUAGUCAUGAUCGGGAUUAGGAAGAUGUUAGAUUUGUUCUUCACAAGGAGGGAGAUGAAGAUAUUGGAUGACGUGAUGCCGGAGAUGUCGCGACGGAAUCAAGAUGAACUACAUGAGCUAGGGGACGCGGAGGUACCAAACAAGAGUAACCCACCGCCAUAUCAAGAGAAUUUACAAAUACCUCUUAUAAAUGGAAAUAUUAUGAAUAUACCAUUAACUUCGAUUAAUAUAUCCGAGGAGGUAAAUAAGACGGGCAUCUGGAAACAAGUGAACAGCAGCAAUAAAAUGGCGCCAACAAGUGACACUAAAGAUAUUAAGGUGAAGUCAGGGAAGAAAAAUAAUAAACACAAGAAACUAAUGUCAAAGAACGCACAAUCAGAGAUCGAGAGGAGACUGUCGACUAUGGAUGAAGUGGAGGAAGAUGAUUCUACAUCGAAGGUGUGCAUCGAUGACACGAAAUUUUGAACAGGCAUGACACCCCAUGUAGACAGGAGGAUCACAG
Papilio polytes (common Mormon) is the source of this 3457-nucleotide messenger RNA. RefSeq names its product electroneutral sodium bicarbonate exchanger 1 (gene Ndae1). Lineage: Eukaryota; Metazoa; Arthropoda; Insecta; Lepidoptera; Papilionidae. Gene Ontology annotation, cellular component: plasma membrane. The transcript is spliced from 11 exons. Bases 1 to 3420 code for a protein of 1139 amino acids. Gene Ontology annotation, molecular function: monoatomic anion transmembrane transporter activity; sodium:bicarbonate symporter activity; solute:inorganic anion antiporter activity. The record is from RefSeq and is a predicted model, not a curated record. Gene Ontology annotation, biological process: transmembrane transport; regulation of intracellular pH; monoatomic anion transport.